Molecule: messenger RNA, 802 nt
Organism: Linepithema humile (Argentine ant)
Lineage: Eukaryota; Metazoa; Arthropoda; Insecta; Hymenoptera; Formicidae
Gene: Osi15
Product: DUF1676 domain-containing protein Osi15
Cellular component (GO): membrane
Source: RefSeq, a predicted model, not a curated record
AUGAAGACGAAAAUAAUCAUCGUCCUGGCGUUGCAACUGGCGACGUUGGUGGUAGCCGACUCAAACCAGGAAGAUGGAAACAGUUUAGAGUAUCUAGAAGGGAGACUCACGAGGGCGAUGGACGAACUCAACAGAAAGGAUACCAUCGGUAUUUACGGUGAUAUCGUCACCCUGGAGAAGAUCGCGGAAGAUGGGGAGCCGUCGGAAAAGAGCGCGGAUCCUCUUGUAAGCAGAAUCGAAAAAUUUUUGCAGACCCGAAGAAUAGAAAUUAAUUUUCCUAAUGACGCUUCAACGGCCGGCUUGUUUGGACGCGCUCUUGGCCAACACAACAUCGACAUAGAACUCAGAAGUCUGACACACGGAGCGUCCGAAGCGCGUACAAGAUUGAAGAAGCUGAUCUUACCGCUGUUGCUCCUACUGAAAGUAAAGGCAGUGAUCAUUUUGCCCAUCGUGAUCACCCUGAUCGGAUUAAUAAGCGUCAAGGGCUUGAGCGUAGGUCUCACGGCGCUCGUGCUUUCCGGCGCACUAGCCCUGAAGUCCCUUGUCGCACCACCGCCACCGCCAAGGGUCAGCUAUGGAGUUGUAAGGCCGCAUGAAAUUCAUCACGAUCACUGGCACAGGUCGGAGCAAGAGGUCAACCAACCCUACAGAGGCUGGACACCCGAAUACAAUGGCGAACAGUAUCCAUACCACGAAAUUCCGUAGAAUGCAAUGCGCCUUGCCAUUCGUUCAUUUAUUUAUUUAUUUAUUGUGUGCCUGCAUAUACUUGUUUUAUGAACUAAAAUAAAUCAUUCUUCUUUUU